This is a messenger RNA of Aspergillus steynii IBT 23096, 1348 nucleotides long. RefSeq lists its product as uncharacterized. The record is from RefSeq and is a predicted model, not a curated record. The coding region runs from base 1 to 1041 and encodes 346 amino acids. The transcript is spliced from 4 exons. Lineage: Eukaryota; Fungi; Ascomycota; Eurotiomycetes; Eurotiales; Aspergillaceae. Gene Ontology annotation, molecular function: RNA binding.
AUGAACAACUACUACUACCCCCAGUUUCCCGUCCCCCUCCAGCCUAUGGCUCCCCACCAUCCCCAAGGCCCCUGGCCUCAGAACCCAGGCCACGGUGCUUUCAUGGCACCCCCUGGCUUCUUUGGCCCACCUGCACCGCCUAUCUUUUUCAUGGCGCCCGGCAUGGCGCCCCAACCCCCGUUUGCCCCAGUUAUGCCGGUCAUGAGACCUCAUAUGGGCCCUAUGGUCUUUCCUCCGCCUCCUCCACCUGCCAUCGCCCCCCAGACCCCAAUCAACGACGGCAACGCCCAAGGGAUCUUGCCGCGGGAGUUUCGCGUGCAUGUAGGAAACCUGCCGAGAAGCAUGGACGAAGCCCAAGUCAGGGACGCGCUGCGGCGGACCUUCAUGAACAUCGGCCCUUGUUUCAUCAGGCCGAUGCUUGAAGCCAGAUUCCCGACCGCGUUCGUCCAGUUCACGGCACCCGGCCAUGCUGAGCAAGCCCGGCGGCUUCAUCAAAACGUCCGGAUUAGAGGACGACUUCUGCGGAUCGAGCUUGCCGAGGGAGGAAGAUGGCCGGCAAAUCAAAAUGGCCUGAUCUUCCCGGUCCACCCGAUCGAACCGGUCGCACCGGUCGAACCGGUAGUCCCGGCGCCUCGGCCGCAGCCACAACCUUAUCAGGGUCCACUGAUAGUACACAGUGUGCCCCCCUCGUCCUUACCAGAUAGAGACGAGGGAGAAGAAAGGCCCGAGAAAGAGGAAGAAGAGAAGAAGAAGGAGGAAGAGAAAGAGGAGGAAGAGAAGAAGAAGGUGGAAGAGGAAGAGGAAGAGAAAGGGGAAGAGAAAGAGGAAGAUUCCACGCCUGGCCCAACUCCGACUCGGCCCCAAACACCCGACCGUACUUCCCUCGAGGGGUACAUCAGGUAUUUCACCCUCCUGGCUGCGGAGGAAUUGGGCCAUACCGACCAGCCCCAUAUCAUAGAGUCCGUGGCUGCGGAUAUGGAGGACGAGUACAGGAAGAAGGACGAGACCAGCGCGAUAGUGUUGAGAUUGGACAAGGCCUAAUUACCGAGGCCCGACAUCUCUUGGAUAUGGUCUGAAACAGGCUUUGAGACCUGUAACAAGGUAUGGUGUCUUUCUUUCGUGUCCUUUCAUUUGUAUUUUGUGUUAUUUUUCAUUUGUUUCCCUGGAGUCGGAGUUGGAUAUGGAUCAUUCACGCAGUCUGAGCUGGGACUCGACGGUGCAUUCUUGCUUGCUUUUUCUUAUUGUUUGUUUUAUGUUUCCUUUUCAUGUUCAAGGUUAUACCAAGCCUCGGUUGGGUGGUAGGGACGGGCUUGGGCCGCUUUGCGGCACCACUUCGCAUUCUACAGCG